Messenger RNA from Trichoderma gamsii, 543 nucleotides. RefSeq lists its product as hypothetical. The record is from RefSeq and is a predicted model, not a curated record. Lineage: Eukaryota; Fungi; Ascomycota; Sordariomycetes; Hypocreales; Hypocreaceae. The transcript has 3 exons. The coding region runs from base 1 to 543 and encodes 180 amino acids.
AUGGUCCCAAAACUUGGUUCAAAGCCCAACACCCGUGCCCGGGUCCUAAGGGCACCAACCAAGGUCAGCGAACUAGAUGUCACUCCCAGUUCGGAGUCGUCGCUCUCAUUAAGCAUUAAGCCCUCAUUUCGGAAAGGAUACGGCAACGAUCGAGUUAUUCGAGUUCAGAUUCGCCGAGAGCAGAAUAUCCAAAAGGUUAAGAUGGGCAGCACCCAUCAAGAUGACCCGUCGUGCCGUCUUUUGGACAACAGAAUUAUGGUGCUGGAUAACUUUCCUCUGAGCGCGAGGGUAGCUCAGAUGGGCAGCAUUCAUCAAGAUGGCCCAUUCUUGUGGGAUACAGAGACUCUUUGGAAAGGGAUUUGUUCUGACGGAACGUUGUACUCGGCCGUUGCUGAAGAGGCCGUCGAAUCGCACACGUCAACCAAGAACAAACUACUCGAGGCUCAACAAGAGAUCAAUCCAAAAUUUUCCGACUUCGAGACGCUCACAUCUUUCAUUCCAUCUGCCGCAGACGACAUAUUUGCGAACAUGUCGUACCCAUGA